Messenger RNA from Euleptes europaea (tarantolino), 708 nucleotides. RefSeq names its product ATPase H+ transporting V1 subunit E1 (gene ATP6V1E1). The transcript is spliced from 9 exons. NCBI's taxonomy places the organism in Eukaryota, Metazoa, Chordata, Lepidosauria, Squamata, Sphaerodactylidae. The record is from RefSeq and is a predicted model, not a curated record. Gene Ontology annotation, cellular component: proton-transporting two-sector ATPase complex, catalytic domain. Gene Ontology annotation, molecular function: proton-transporting ATPase activity, rotational mechanism. Bases 28 to 708 code for a protein of 226 amino acids. Gene Ontology annotation, biological process: proton transmembrane transport.
GCCGCGGCUUCCUUCUCCUUCUCCGCCAUGGCGCUCAGCGAUGCCGACGUCCAGAAGCAGAUCAAGCACAUGAUGGCUUUCAUUGAGCAGGAAGCCAAUGAAAAGGCGGAAGAAAUAGAUGCAAAGGCUGAAGAAGAAUUCAACAUUGAGAAAGGUCGCCUUGUUCAGACACAGAGGCUGAAGAUCAUGGAGUACUAUGAAAAGAAAGAGAAACAAAUUGAACAGCAGAAGAAAAUUCAGAUGUCCAACCUGAUGAACCAGGCACGGCUGAAGGUUCUCAAAGCAAGAGAUGACUUGAUUGCUGAUUUGCUGAGUGACGCUAAGCAGAGACUGUCUAAGGUCGUGAAGGAUUCUGCCAGGUACCAAACGCUGUUGGAUGGGCUGGUUCUACAGGGAUUUUAUCAGUUACUUGAGCCGAAAAUGAUUGUCCGUUGCCGGAAGCAGGACUUUCCCUUAGUUAAGAAUGCUGUCCAGAAGAACAUCCCGAUCUACAAAGCUGCUACCAAAAAAGACAUCAAUGUUCUCAUUGACCAGGACACGUUUCUGUCAGAGGACAUAGCUGGAGGUGUUGAAAUCUAUAACAAUGACAAUAAAAUCAAAGUUUCCAACACUCUGGAAAGCCGGCUGGACCUCAUCGCCCAGCAGAUGAUGCCAGAGGUGCGAACGGCACUCUUUGGUGCCAACACCAACCGGAAAUUCCUGGACUAA